Messenger RNA from Exophiala aquamarina CBS 119918, 2148 nucleotides. RefSeq lists its product as uncharacterized. Lineage: Eukaryota; Fungi; Ascomycota; Eurotiomycetes; Chaetothyriales; Herpotrichiellaceae. The transcript is spliced from 2 exons. The record is from RefSeq and is a predicted model, not a curated record. Gene Ontology annotation, biological process: DNA-templated transcription. Bases 1 to 2148 code for a protein of 715 amino acids. Gene Ontology annotation, molecular function: zinc ion binding; DNA binding.
AUGGAAGACCACGGCUCUCCCGUCGUGCAUUUAAAUCUCAACAAUCAAUUCCAAUCUCCGCCUGCUUUUACGCCAGUUCUGAAUCUGGCCGGUCCACCAUCAAGUCGCCGUGGUACCACGGGGACGCCGGCAUCAACUCAGGGACCGUUCUCGUUCGCUCAUCUUCCCCCCUACAUUCGACCACCAUCGCGAGAAUUCAGUGCCGAUGACCUUGAAUUUCUACAUCGACGUGGAGCAUUCUCCAUACCGGACGACGAGCUGCGUGAUCAGCUACUCCGAUCUUGCAUUUUAUACGUUUAUCCCUAUCUUCCUAUCAUCGACUUGCAGGACUUCCUCAGUGCUCUGGAUGGCACGGGGGGCUCACCGAUCAGCCUCCUCCUGUUUCAAGCCGUCAUGUUCGCAGGCACAGCGUUUGUUGACCAGCAGUACCUGAACCAAGCUGGCUUCGCUGACCGUCGUACCGCCCGCGUAUAUUUCUAUAACAAGAUUAAGCUCCUAUACGACUUUGACUGGGAAGCCGACCGGCCCACUGCAAUCCAAACGAUCUUACUGCUCGCGUACUGGUACGUCGCAGAGAACGAUCUAAAAGACCCAUGGUACUGGUUGGGUGUGUGCAUUUCGCUGGCCACGAGCUGCGGCUUGAAUCAAAGGUCCACACUCGCGAAAAAGGAUGCUAAGACGGCCAAACUUUGGAGGAGGAUCUUCUGGGCAUGCUAUAUCCGAGAUCGAGUCAUGGCGAUUUCGAUGCGGAAGCCAAUGCGUCUCAAGGACGAGAGUUCCGCACUGCCGAUGCUCACGGUGGAAGAUUUUGACAUCGAGCCAAUCGAGACUUCUGUCCGAGCGGUUCGCGAAUGUGCUUUUUUCACGAGUAGGUCAAUAAGGGUGGCGCUCGCCGAAAUGUGUGUUUCCAAAAUCAAGAUUUUAACCACCAUCGGCCGUAUCAUCAGAAAGUUGUAUGUGCUUCAAGGAUUCUCCGGCACAACUGCGGACUCCAUCAUGCUGUAUUCACCCAAGAAAUCACAUUUCGAGGCCAAGGAAGUCUUCGAGUUACAAGACGAGCUUGACCGAUGGCAACGAAUGCUCCCUGUAAGCUGCCAAAUCAGGACGUAUGAUCUGGACCCAGACCCGCACGAAUCAUUUCUUCAUCUUCAUAGAUCGGUCCUUAACAUGAUGUUUUGGAUGGCCUUGGAGGCUCUCCAUCGACCGACCACACUGGCCAAGGAGCCAUCGACAUCUCUGACCAACUUCCUCCAACAGAAAUCACGGCCCCGUGUCAAAGAAGCGGCGGAGCGAAUGUCGGAGAUGGUCCAAUCUCUGCGUGAACAGGAUUUGGUCCGCUUCCUCCCGCCCAUAUCGGUCGCAUUCAUGCUACCGGCCAUUGCCUCCUUUCUCGUAGAAAUCAAAUCGACGGGAAAGUCCUUGGGAGAUCUUCCAGGUCACCAGUUCCACCAAUGUGUGCGAGCACUGUUGAGCCUGCGGGACAUCUGGCCCAUUGCUGACUCCGCCUGCUUCUUGGUCGGGCUCAUGAUCACCAACAGCCAGAUCGGCACGGAGAGAACACUGGGAAUGCAAGCUGCACCCCUGGCGACCGCGAAUGAGAGUUCGCAAAGCUCCCGAGAAAGCUCGGCUCUUGAACAGCAGCUUGCUGAGAGUGGAGAAAGCAUCCCACCCUUCAGACCGCGAGUCGUGGUUGGAGAACAAGACGAAGGGAAUGACGAGGAAGAAGAGAAUGACAUCGCCAGCCAGCCCGAAAUCGCCGGCGUGGUGAUGCCCGCCUCUACAGAUUUGGGAUACUCACCAGGCGCAAUGGGCAAUAUCCCGGGCGAGUGGGGCGAGCAGUUCCAAUUUCCAUGGACGAUGGCUGAAUUCGGCUUCGGAAAUGGGAGUUCAUUCCUCGAUGAGAAUGACAUGUAUAUUGACCCGACCAUGGGCGACUACAGUGUCGACACCGCGUUUAACCACGGGUUGAUGGAUUUCAACACCGCAGGUAUGUCGUCGUCGGGCGUUGAUCUUGGUGUUGGCGGCGCCGAACACCACAAUGAUUCUUCCUCCUAUCCUGAUCCUGCUGCGACCGGUGCUUCUAGGAAUUGGAUGGCAGAGGCGUCGCAGGAGUAUUCACAGCAUCUUCGCUCGGGCCUUCCUACGUGA